GCACCACCCGGCUCGGCCCGGCCCGGGACAGCGCGAACGGACCGGGGCAGGGGCAGGCACCGGGAGGGUGUCCCGGGGCCGGGCUGUCCCCGCGCGGGGCCGAGCCGCGCUGGGCAGCCCCCGGCCCGGACCCCCGGCAGCGAUGGCCGCACGCAUCCUGCACCGGCUGCGGCACGCGCUGGCGGGCGAGGGCGGCCGGGAGGAGCCGGCGGGCGGCGGCGGCGAGGCCGAGGACUGCCCGGAGAGCUCGGAGCUGGAGGACGACACCGAGGGGCUGUCGACGCGCCUCAGCGGCACCCUGAGCUUCACCAGCCACGAGGACGAGGAAGAGGAGGAAGGGGACGGAGCUAGCGAGGAGCUGGAGGAACCGCCGCAGGCGCCGGGGCGUCCCGGCGGCAGCCUGCUGACCCGGCAGCUGCAGGAGCUGUGGCGGAGGUCGCGGGGCAGCCUGGCACCGCAGCGGCUGCUCUUCGAGGUCACCAGCGCCAGCGUGGUCAACGAGCGCUCUUCCAAGUACGUGCUCUACACCAUCUACCUGAUCCGCUCUGGCCAGUUUGACAAGGCCCCUGCCACCAUCGCCCGGCGCUACUCAGACUUUGAGCAGCUGAACCGCCGCCUGCGCUGCCGCUUCAGCUGCGACAUGGCCAGCGUUGCUUUCCCCAGGAAGAGACUGCGCCGGAACUUCACUGCUGAGACCAUUGCCAAGCGGAGCCGAGCCUUCGAACAGUUCCUGUCCCAUCUGCACUCCAUUGAUGAGAUCCGCCGCUCUCCUGAGUUCCUCGAGUUCUUCUUCCUGCCGGACCUGCAGGCCGCACAGCGCCUGACCUGCACGGGCAUGUACCGUGAGGCCCUGGCCACCUGGGCCAAUGCCUACCGGCUGCAGGACCGGCUGGGGGUCUGCAACUCUGGCCGCUUCCUGCUGACACUGGCUGGGCUGGCCGUCUGCCACCAGGAGCUGGACCAGCUCAGUGAGGCCCAUGGCUGCUGUGAGCAGGCGCUGCAGCUGCUUGAGACCCAGGGCAGCCACCCACUCCUGGGACCCUUCCUGCAGGCCCAUGUCCACCUGGCCUGGAAGGUGGGCAGGGACAAGCGGCGCUCGGAGGCCCGGCUGCAGGACCUGCGGGAAGCUGGGCUGCCCCUGCAGCAGCAGCCUUCCCUGAAGGAAUACCUGAUCAAGGAGCCUCUGGAAUGAGCCACCUGUGCCCACGUGGACGGGAGGGCAAGGGCUCUGGGGGGUUCACACCUGUGGCAACUGGGAACAGAGAGGGCAGUGCCGUGGGUAGCAGUGGGGCAGGGGAGCAGCAUCACAGUCCCACGGGCACCACAGCCCAUGUCUGGAAGCUGUCUCCUGAAUGCACUUUCUCUGUGGUUAGUCUGUCUUGCAGGGCUGGGGACUCAUGGGGGUCCACCACCCACAC
Messenger RNA from Cinclus cinclus, 1418 nucleotides. RefSeq names its product sorting nexin family member 21 (gene SNX21). The transcript is spliced from 3 exons. Gene Ontology annotation, biological process: protein transport. Gene Ontology annotation, cellular component: early endosome membrane. The coding region runs from base 143 to 1192 and encodes 349 amino acids. The record is from RefSeq and is a predicted model, not a curated record. NCBI's taxonomy places the organism in Eukaryota, Metazoa, Chordata, Aves, Passeriformes, Cinclidae. Gene Ontology annotation, molecular function: phosphatidylinositol phosphate binding; protein binding.